AUGAAUCACGUUGAAGACGUCGAAGGCGGACGGGGCCGUACGUGGCAACCCUAUUCCAGCGACAGCACUCCUAUCAACAGCUCUCCCAAUCCUUCGCAUCGGGAGAAGAGUGAUAAGAUCGAAGUCUUGGUGUUCGAGGAGAACGACAAACGAAACCCGUACAGCUGGAGUGAUGGCAGGAAAUGGCUGCUUGCCGGCAUAUCACUAAUCGGGACGCUCUUUAUACCACUCAACGGGACAUCAAUCACGGUUGCGGCAGCCCAACUCAGCCAGGAAUUCAAUGCCAGUGACUCGGCACACUUUACGAAUACCUACUGGGCCGUGACAAGCUGGAGCGCCGGCGGCGCCGUCUUCAUCAUCCUCUUCCUACCAUUCCUCGAAGAGCUAGGUGUUCGUCGAGUCUACCUGGCCUUCUACCUACUCUUCAUCCUGAUGCUCAUCCCACAAGCUCUGGCCCAGAACUUUGCCACGCUCGUCGUCACGAGAUUCUUCAGUGGUGGUUGUGUAGCACUACUCGCCAACUCAAUCGCAAGUAUCAUCCCGGACCUGUGGGAAGGCCCAGCUGCCCGAAGUCUCCCGGUCGGCAUCUACAUUGUGCUCUACGUCGUAGGAAGCACAAUUGGUCCCGUAGUCUUCGCACCUAUUAUCCAGUACGAUCUCACAUGGCGCUGGAUUUUCUACAUCCAGCUGAUCGUCUAUGGCGCUCUCGGGAUCUUCUUCUUGUUCUUCUUGCCUGAGACACGAGGCCACAUCAUUCUUCGCCGCGAGGCCAAGAAGCUGCGAAAGCAGACGGGUCGGAAGAUCUAUAGUGAAGCUGAGCUCAACCCUCAACCUCUCAUCAAGACACUGCCGGCGGUGAUAUACAGACCCACGUACCUCCUUGUCACCGAGCCAGUGCUCCUCGCUUCCACUCUCUGGUCCGCGUUCGCUCUCGGAACUAUCUACGCCUUCACACAGUCCGUGGAGCAAGUAUUCAAGGGUAUCUAUGGCUGGGAAUCCUACAAAUGUGGCUAUGUCCAAGCAGCCGUGGUCAUUGGCGAGAUCUUCGGCUGGUUCGUGUCGAUCUAUGGCACCCGUCUUUUCCUCGAAUCCGCGGAUCGUAACACCGAGUUUCCAGGUCGCCCCAUCCCAGAAGCUAGACUCUACGUCAGCAUCUUCGGCUCUUUCCUAGGAAUGACAGGAGGAAUGUUUGUGUAUGGUUGGACGAGCUAUCCCAAUCUCCCAUGGAUAGCACCAGCCAUUGGACUCUGUCUCGUCGGCUUUGGCAUCCAAGUCGUCGUGGGCGCUAUCGCAGAUUAUAUUGUUGAUGCUUAUGCGAAUCCGGAAUACAACUAUGCUGGCUCGGCGAUCAGUGCUGUGGCAGCUGGAGAGAAUCUUGUGGCUGGGUUCCUGCCGCUGGGAAGUCAGUCCAUGUACACCAAUCUGGGGUUUCACUGGGCGAGUAGUUUACUUGGCUUCUUGGCGUUGGUUUUGAGUUUUGUGCCGAUUGUGUUUCUUUUUUAUGGGAGAUCGUUGAGGGAGAGGUGCACUUUCAUGCAAAGCGCUGGGAGGAAAGGUGAUGAAAAAUAG
Molecule: messenger RNA, 1569 nt
Organism: Pseudocercospora fijiensis CIRAD86
Lineage: Eukaryota; Fungi; Ascomycota; Dothideomycetes; Mycosphaerellales; Mycosphaerellaceae
Exons: 1
Coding region: 1-1569 (522 amino acids)
Biological process (GO): transmembrane transport
Molecular function (GO): transmembrane transporter activity
Source: RefSeq, a predicted model, not a curated record